UAGCUACUUUUUUUGGUGUAAAAGACAAGAAAAAAAUAUGAUGUGAAGUAACGUUAACUUUAGUCAAGGCAGCAGGCCGAACCGUUUGGACUUGUUAACCUUUUAACAUCAGAUGACACGAAGAUAUGUUUGCUUUGUUUGUCUUCAUCAAGCAUCUUUUAAGCGAGGAAGAAGAAAAGCGACAGUGAUGUCAUCUCCUGUGUCCAAGCUGAACAUGGAGAGUAUGACCAAGCCAGAGUUGCUGAUGCUUUUCAGCAUCCUGGAGGGAGAGCUGGAGGCACGGGACCUGGUCAUUGAUGCCCUAAAGGCUCAGCGAAAAGAGAUGUUCAUCCAGGAGCGAUAUGGAAGGUACAACCUAAGCGACCCCUUCCUGGCCUUGCAGAGAGACAGUGAGGUGAUGGGGGGCCAGAACAAGGACCCUGGCUGUUCCUCCUCCACUUCUAAUCCCCUGGUGGUUCUCAAACUGGUGGUGAGCCACUGCAGGAGGAUGCAGGAGAAGAUGUUGGCCCAGCUGGCUGCAGCUGAAAGCAGGCACAGAAGGGUCAUUGCAGAUCUGGAGGAGGAAAAGAGGAGGCAUGCUGAGGACACAGCCGAGGGAGAUGAUGUCACUUACAUCCUGGAGAAGGAGAGGGAGCGCUUACAACAACAGCUGGAAUUCGAGCGGAGCCAGGUCCGGCGGUUGGAAAAAGAGCAGCGGCGGAUUACUGACCAGCUAGAAGAAGAACGGGCUCAGCAUAAACAACUCUCUUGCGCUUUGGCCAAAGAGUGCAAAUGGGCAAGUGCCAGGGCUCUGGAGGAGGGUCACCGGCUGACUGAGCUGAGCCGUAAACUUGACAAGGAAAAGGAAGCUUGUCAGGCCCUGAGGAAGGAGCUGGAGGACGAGGGGAGGAGAGCCCUGAGAAUGGAGGCGAGAGUAGAAGAGCAGCUGGCCGAGUUUGACACGGAACGAGAGCAGCUCCGCUCACGGCUGAAGAAGGAGGAAGCUCACUGUUGUCAGCUACAACAACAGGUAGAAGAGCUGAGGAGGAAGCUGGAGGAGGUGAAUAUGACGAGAGAAGUCAAAGGGGCGGUUACAGCGUCAGUGGAGGCAGGAGGAAAGGAGUGGGCCACAAAAGUCGUUACAGGAAAGACGACAGUAGACACUAUUAAGGUCGAGGACAUUGAGGAAGACAAAAACCAGCAACCUGUGCAGCCAAAAGUCAACGGUUACCAUUGUUCAGUGGAGACCAAUGGGCAUAAUGGUCCAAAUAGCGCCCUCUCAGAGAAGAGCUUACAAAAUGGGAAUGACAAUUCUCCAGUUCAGACCAAGACUUUGUUCUCCUCCUGCAGUACAGUCGCCUCCACUCUCCCCCCUUCCUCCCCCUCUGCAUCGCCUGUCCUUGCCAAACGCCCACCAGGCAGCCCGAGUCCUAGUGGCUACCAGUCUCCCUACCAGGCUGGGAUCAACCAGCGCUUCCACGCCGCUCGUCACAAGUUCCAGGGUACCAUUGACCCCGAACCUCAGCCCCAGUCCGCACAGCCAGCUCUUCCCCUCUCGCCAAAGGAUCCUUCCCCCGUGCCCAGCAGUCCCUCCCCAGAAGCCAGCCCAGUUAAGCAGAUGGCCCGGAGCACCGUCACUCAAGUCCUGUCUCGCUUCACAACCGUCCAGCAGAGCAUCACACCAAAACUUACAGCACCGAACAAUUCACCCUUCGGUACAGACUACCGCAGCCUGGCAGCUCCCUUGUCUCCAGUCAUCGGGAGGGCCGCAGGAGCACUUUCACAGGGGAUCAGAUCACCCACAAUCCCCAGGGCAGAGAGGGGCAACCCUCCACCCAUCCCCCCUAAGAAGCCCGGUCUGGCCCAGGCCCCUCCCUCUCCGGCCGCGGUGCCCAGGUCUGCUAGCCAUUUCUCUGACAGCCCCCUCUCAGGCAGCUGUGGCCUCACCUCCAGCCAGGAGGGAGUCAAAGAACUGGACAUGGUGGUUUCUUCUAAUUAACUGAUCAUUUGAUCCAUCAAUAAAUUAGUCAGUUGCUGCUCUGCUCGGGAGAUGAUGGUUUAAUCCACAUCACAUAAUUAUGGUUGAGGUAUUGUCCUGUACAUGACAGGAUUUAUAUCCUGUGCUUAUUUGAGAUUCAAACACUGUUAUGCUAUUUGUAUUUAUUAUAUUCUUUUUUAAAAUAUGCGCUGAGGCACUAUUUUAGGUAGUCUUUAAGGGGCUGGUACUAAUGAGCAAUUAUAGCUGAUAUUUUUUGUUUCAAAUUGUGCCAAUACUGUUUGUUCGGCGCAGCAUUUUAUCUUUUUUUUUUUUUUAUGGUGUCAUAUUUACAAAGAAUGCAAACCGACUUACUAACUGAAGAGGUGUUAUUUCUCCCGAUACUUUGUCUCAAGUAUGUUGCUUGUUAUUAUAAACAAAUUAUAAUCAGACCAAACGUAACAAGUAGUCCUUGGACCAAUGUAUGCUGCAUAGUCUCAUUUCAGUGCGCACUCACAUAAAAAUGUUUUAUAAAUGUUUCUCAGUUAUUAAUGUAUAAUAGUUUUAUACAGCUAACUCAAUGUUUGUACUGUGUUCAUGUAUUACUUUAAUGUUGCAUAAUUAUGAUACAGAUCAUAUAGGUGCUGAUUAUACGCAGUCACCAUUGUACAAUAUAUUAACAUAUAACAAUAUGUUGGUUUAGAUGAGUGAUUCUAAUUAAUUUCAUGACUUUGCCAUUUAUAAGAAAUCAUUAUAAAACUUUUAUAGUCAAUAAUGGUUGUGAUUAAUAUUAUAACAAUUGCCAUGUUUGUUAUCUCUUCUUUUAUCACACCCUUUACAGUACUGUAUAUGCUGGAAAGCGACAAAUUGAAUAAAUUAGUCCGAAAGAUUG
This is a messenger RNA of Thunnus maccoyii (southern bluefin tuna), 2846 nucleotides long. It is a transcript of the gene cttnbp2nla, whose product is annotated as CTTNBP2 N-terminal like a. The record is from RefSeq and is a predicted model, not a curated record. Bases 113 to 1978 code for a protein of 621 amino acids. The transcript has 7 exons. NCBI's taxonomy places the organism in Eukaryota, Metazoa, Chordata, Actinopteri, Scombriformes, Scombridae.